This is a messenger RNA of Quercus lobata, 7416 nucleotides long. RefSeq lists its product as uncharacterized. The transcript is spliced from 13 exons. Lineage: Eukaryota; Viridiplantae; Streptophyta; Magnoliopsida; Fagales; Fagaceae. Gene Ontology annotation, molecular function: ADP binding. Bases 785 to 6913 code for a protein of 2042 amino acids. The record is from RefSeq and is a predicted model, not a curated record.
CAAGUGAGGGAGGCGCAGCUUGAAAUUUAUAGGGAUAAAUUUGUCUUUUGGUUUGGUUUAGUGCAACAGGCUAAUGUGUUCUUUGGGAAUGGGAAAUUUUCGUAUGCCCGGGCGCAUGAGGCAUCUUUUCUUUUGGGAUUCGAUCGUUAUUGGGGAGGAAUACUGAAACUUGGUAUACUUUCACACGUAACAACUCUAUACUUUCUCCCAGACCAGAGCUCUAAUCUCUCUUCCCUGUUUUUUUUUCUAAUUACACCUCUACAGCUGGAUCUGAAAUACGAUAGUGAGUUAUUAAACCAACCACCAGCGAAACAUCCUGCUUCCCUUGCAGCGGCUGUGGACGCCGAUGGCUCCUCCUGUUGAUUCCAACUGUUAGCGCUUAUUUCAAAAGUCAGCUCGACCUUGCUUGCGCCGCCGUCGUACGACAAAUAUCUCUAUGGUUUGAUCUAUUUUUGGUUUGGCGUUCGCGAUCAGCGGUGGCUUUGUCAUUUUCGCCGACGGCUCUGUGUUCUAGAAUCUUCCGGAGGUAUCAAGCUGCGUUGCGAGUACGGUUCACGGAGUUUUUUGGGUGUAGAGGGUGAUGUGAAUGCUCGGAAUCCCACGUUUUUAGUUAAUCAACACCCAAACACAGCAAUUUCAUAACAAAGGAAGCUAUCCUUCGCAAGAAUAGGCAGAUAGAUCUGCCCACCAAUCAAGUUUUGAAAAGCUGUUCUCUUUAUUGCUCCGCUAUUUGCCUUUCUCAAGAAACGGCCAGUGUUUACAUUCUGCGGCCAAAGAGGGCAUCAUGGAUGGAGCCCUGAUGGAAGUGUUAGGGGUGUCACGGGUGUGGUCCGGAGGCCUGCUUAUGAAAUUUCAAUUUCAGAAAGUCAAUGAUGAACUGCUGCAGAAGCUGAACGCAAAGUUGUUGUCAGUUACUGAGGAGGCCAAUACUGCAGAGGAUAAGGAGUACCAGGAUCCAACGGUUAAAAGGUGUCUGCACGAGCUUAAAGAUGCUGUCUAUCAUGCAGAGGAUCUCAUCGAUGAGGCUCUCACCGGAGAUGAAGCUCAUACCAGGAGAAGUAAGUCAGGCAAACUCCUUUCUUUUUCUAAGAGAGAUAAAAUCCAAACAUUGCAUAUUGAAAGAAAGAUGAAAAAGAUGCUUCAGAGGAUUGAAGAUAUUUCGACAGAUAUUAAUUCACUUGAUAAGAAAGAGAGAGGAUAUAACAUGAAAAAGGAAAAGUCUCCGCUCAUGUCUACUUCCUCUAUCGUAGAUGAGUCUGAAAUUUUCGGUUUGAAUGAUAAUAAAAAAGAAAUUAUUGGGGUCUUGCUGCAUAAAACUGGUCAACGGUUGUCUGUGAUUCGUAUCGUGGGCAUGGGUGGGAUAGGCAAAACCGCACUUGCUCAGAUCGUUUACAAUGAUCCCCAAGUAAUAGAUCAUUUUGAGCUGAGGGUCUGGAUUUGCAUUUCAGAUCAUUCUGACAUGUUCAGUGUGACAAAAGCAAUUUUUGAGUCCUUAACUUUGAAGCAUUGUGAUCUCAAUGAUCUAAAUUCGCUUCAAGUUAGAUUGAAGCAAAUCCUUGAAGGAAAUAGAUUUUUACUUGUUCUAGAUGAUAUGUGGAAUGAUAAUUACAAGGAGUGGGAGCUCUUACGAGCUCCUUUUAAAGAUGCCGCAUAUGGAAGUUGUGUUGUUGUAACUACACGCUCUCAUAGAGUUCCAGCAACGAAUGGCACCGUCGAUACUUAUACUAUGCAACCAUUAUCAGAUGAACACAGUUGGAACUUGUUUGCAACUUCUGCUUUUGGAGACAAAGAACCUAGAUCAAAUAAACUAGAAGAUAUUCAAAAAGAAAUUUUGAGUAGGUGUAGUGGCUUGCCUUCAGCAAUAAAAGCAAUUGGCAAUAUCUUGGGCUCCAAAAACCUUGAUGAAUGGCAAGAUCACCUGCUACGGCCGUCUCUAAGUGAAGAAAUGUGUGCUCUCUCCUCAAUAAAACUAAGCUAUUAUGCUCUUCCCACAUAUCUAAAGCGAUGCUUUGCAUAUUGUUCAAUAUUUCCCCGGGGUUAUAAAUUUCUGAAAGAGAAGUUAGUCCUCUUAUGGAUGGCAGAAGGUCUUCUGCAACUGCCAGAAGAAAAAAGAAGAAUGGAAGAGGUUGGUGACGAGUACUUUCGUGAAUUAGUCUUGAGGUCUUUUUUUCUCCAAUCAAGUGGAAGCACUUCAAAAUACGUGAUGCCCGACCUUUGGAAUGACACUUCACAUUUCGUGAUGCAUGACCUUUUGACUGACUUGGCUGUUUCUGUGUCUGGGGAAUAUUGCUUCACGUUGAAGGGAAAUCUUCUUUCUGGUAUCUCUGCAAGAACUCGGCAUUUGUCACUUUUAAAAAGCAACAAUACCCCAGUGAUAUUUGAGGCCAUUCAUAAUGCCAAGUUCUUAAGGACCUUUUUGCCACUGGAUCAUCAAUCUUGUCAUUUAGAUUAUAACGAACUGAAGGAUUUGUUGUCCAAACUAAAAUUCUUACGGGUGCUUUCGCUAUCUCAUUAUCACAUCACCAAGCUACCCAAAUCAAUUUGCAAAUUGAUACACUUACGGUAUGUGGAUCUAUCUCACACCGCACUUGAGAGGUUACCUAGAUCAGUUUGUACUCUCAUAAAUUUACAAACAUUGAUAUUGUCAAAUUGUCUUUCUCUUACUGAAUUGCCCGAAGACUUGUGGAAGCUUGUCAACUUGCGUCAUCUUGAUAUUAAUGGAACUGACUUAAGUCAGAUGCCAAAGAAAAUGAGUAAAUUAGAAAAUCUUGGAACACUACCUUACUUUAUUGUGGGCAAAGAAAGUGACUCAACAGUCAAAGAGUUGGGGGGGCUUUUGUAUCUUCAUGGAGCACUUCGCAUUUCAAUGUUGCAGAACGUAGUCUCUCCAAAAGAUGCAGCUGAAGCUGGCUUGGUAGCUAAGAGAUACCUUGACGAGCUAGUGUUAGAAUGGGAUGGUGAUACUGUUGAUCUUGUCAAUGCUUUGGAUCUGCUUGAACAGUUAGUGCCUCAUACAAAUUUGAAGCAGCUUAGCAUUAAAUUUUACAGUGGUAAAGGUUUUCCACAUUGGUUGGGGGAUUUUUCAUUCUCCAACAUGGUGUAUCUACGUCUUACCAAGUGCAAGAAAUGCAAAGAAUUGCCAACACUCGGGCAGCUGCCAUCUCUUGAAGUCCUCAUCAUUGAAGGGAUGACUGCAGUAAAGAGGGUGGGUACUGAAUUCUACGGGAAAGAAAUGCCAUUUAAGUCUUUGAAGACUCUGACAUUUGAGGGGAUGUUGGAGUGGGAAGAAUGGACUUCAUUUGAAGGUGGAGAAUUCCCUGAAUUCCCCGAAUUCCCCUGCCUACGAAUGCUUCGUAUACAGAAUUGCCCCAAGUUGAAAGGACACUUGCCCAAGCAAGCUCCUUCUUUAGAACUUCAGAUUUCUGAAUGUGAGCAGCUUGAGAGUAGACAUUCAUUAUCGUUGACUCAAUGUGCCAUAGGUGCAGUCCCAACAGAAGGCAAAGUUGCCAAGACCGUAAAAGAAAUCUCAGAAAUGGAAGGAAGGGGGGGAUGCGAGGAAGAAAUAGGUUUAGCAAAAGCAACAACUUCUGAAACAAAAGGGACUAAACUGGAACAAACAGAAAUCAUUGAAGAACGUCCUUCACUUUUUCGUUUUUCAGAUGAAAGAUCCCAAGUGCCCUCGACCCAAGGUGCCAUAGAAUCCGUCUUACCGACCAUCACUGAAGUUUCUAAGACACAGAAAGAAACCACAGAAACAGAAGAAAGUGGGGAAAGUGAGGAGGAAACAGGUUUAGAAAUAGCAAAAACUUCAGAGACAGAAGGGACUAAAGUGGAACAAAAGGAAGUCGUCAAAGAAGAUCCUUCUCGUUCUCUUUUUUCAGAUGAAAAAUUCUCAUUGCCCUCAACUCAAAGUACCAUGAAAUCCUCAUUCCCGACGGCUGAAGAUGCUGUAGAUACCUCAUUUCCCAUGACUCAAGUUUCUAAGGUAGUCAUAGACGCCCCAGAAACACAAGGAAGGGGUAGAAGUGAGGAGGGAACCAAUUUAGAAAUAACGAAAGCUUCAGUAACAGAAGGGACUAAAGUGGAGCAAACAGAAGCCAAUGUGGAAGAUCCUCUUCCAUCUCCUUUUUCAGAAGGAAAAUCCUCAUCGCCCUCGACUCAAAAUGCUACGACAGCCUCAUUCCCUACAACUGAAGGUGUUACAGUUUCUAAGGCAGUCAUAGACGCCCCAGAAACACAAGGAAGGGGUGGAAGUGAGGAGGGAACCAGUUUAGAAAAAAAGAAAGCUUCUGUAACAGAAGGGACUAAAGUGGAGCAAAAGGAAGUCAAUGUGGAAGAUCCUCUUCCAUCUCCUUUUCCGGAAGGAAAAUCCUCAUUGCCCUCGACUCAAAAUGCUACGACGGCCUCAUUCCCUACAACUGAAGGUUUUACAGUUUCUAAGGCAGUCAUAGACGCCCCAGAAACACAAGGAAGGGGUGGAAGUGAGGAGGGAACCAGUUUAGAAAUAAAGAAAGCUUCAGUAACAGAAGGGACUAAAGUGGAGCAAAAGGAAGUCAAUGUGGAAGAUCCUCUUCCAUCUCCUUUUCCUGAAGGAAAAUCCUCAUCGCCCUCGACUCAAAAUGCUACGACAGCCUCAUUCCCUACAACUGAAGGUUUUACAGUUUCUAAGGCAGUCAUAGACGCCCCAGAAACACAAGGAAGGGGUGGAAGUGAGGAGGGAACCAGUUUAGAAAUAAAGAAAGCUUCAGUAACAGAAGGGACUAAAGUGGAGCAAAAGGAAGUCAAUGUGGAAGAUCCUCUUCCAUCUCCUUUUCCAGAAGGAAAAUCCUCAUCGCCCUCGACUCAAAAUGCUACGACAGCCUCAUUCCCUACAACUGAAGGUUUUACAGUUUCUAAGGCAGUCAUAGACGCCCCAGAAACACAAGGAAGGGGUGGAAGUGAGGAGGGAACCAGUUUAGAAAUAAAGAAAGCUUCAGUAACAGAAGGGACUAAAGUGGAGCAAAAGGAAGUCAAUGUGGAAGAUCCUCUUCCAUCUCCUUUUCCUGAAGGAAAAUCCUCAUCGCCCUCGACUCAAAAUGCUACGACAGCCUCAUUCCCUACAACUGAAGGUUUUACAGUUUCUAAGGCAGUCAUAGACGCCCCAGAAACACAAGGAAGGGGUGGAAGUGAGGAGGGAACCAGUUUAGAAAUAAAGAAAGCUUCAGUAACAGAAGGGACUAAAGUGGAGCAAAAGGAAGUCAAUGUGGAAGAUCCUCUUCCAUCUCCUUUUCCUGAAGGAAAAUCCUCAUCGCCCUCGACUCAAAAUGCUACGACAGCCUCAUUCCCUACAACUGAAGGUUUUACAGUUUCUAAGGCAGUCAUAGACGCCCCAGAAACACAAGGAAGGGGUGGAAGUGAGGAGGGAACCAGUUUAGAAAUAAAGAAAGCUUCAGUAACAGAAGGGACUAAAGUGGAGCAAAAGGAAGUCAAUGUGGAAGAUCCUCUUCCAUCUCCUUUUCCAGAAGGAAAAUCCUCAUCGCCCUCGACUCAAAAUGCUACGACAGCCUCAUUCCCUACAACUGAAGGUUUUACAGUUUCUAAGGCAGUCAUAGACGCCCCAGAAACACAAGGAAGGGGUGGAAGUGAGGAGGGAACCAGUUUAGAAAUAAAGAAAGCUUCAGUAAUAGAAGGGACUAAAGUGGAGCAAAUGGAAGUCAAUGUGGAAGAUCCUCUUCCAUCUCCUUUUUCAGAAGGAAAAUCCUCAUCGCCCUCGACUCAAAAUGCUACGACAGCAUCAUUCCCUACAACUAAAGGUGUUACAGAAGCAGAAGAAAGUAGGGACAGUGCUGAAGAUGAUGUUCUGAGUGACACCUGGUCCAACUCCUCUUUUGAAAGCAUGAAAGUUUCAGAAAUAUCAGAAUUGAUGGCACUGCCAACGCCAUUACAUAGUCUCAAAAUUGAAGGAUGUGAUGAUCUGACAUCCAUACCUGAAAGUGUGAUAAAGAACCCUUCUCUCCAACAUUUGUAUAUCAUUAAUUGUUGUUCUCUCGAGUCCUUUCCCCUUGAAGGCAUGGUCUUGAAAAUUCUUUAUAUCCGGAAUUGCAAGAAAUUAGAUUUUCCCCUUGCAACUGAGAAUAUAAAGCUGUGUAAACUUGAAGAUUUGAGUGUAGGGAGUAGCUGUGAUUCCCUGAAAGAUCUCUCCUUACACUUGUUUCCAGAACUUAGAAGUCUUUCUAUUUGGGAUUGUGCAGAACUGCAGAAACUAUCAAUGCCACAAAAUAGUCAGAGAGAACUCACAUCUCUUGAGGCCUUGGAGAUCAGGGAUUGUCCUAAUCUGGAAAAUUUUCCAACAGGAGGAUUGCCUACCCCCAAUUUGAAGUCCAUUUGGUUCUCUAAUUGCAAGAGUCUCAAGAAACUACCUGAUCAGUUGAGCACUCUUGAAUGUCUCAAGUCAAUGUUUAUAAAUGAUUGCCCAGAACUUGAAACACUCUCAGAACAGGUUUUGCCUUCGAAACUUAGUUUGCUCAGGAUCAAUUUCUGCAACAAACUCAUUCCCCAGACGGAGUGGGGGUUGCAUGGGCUUGCCAGUCUCUGUCUUUUGGAGAUUGAAGGUGGAUGUAAAAACGUGGAGUCAUUCCCAGUGGAAGGAUUACUGCCCAGCAAUCUCAGUUCUCUACGCAUCAGUAAACUUUCGGAUCUCGAAAAGUUGGACAACGCGGGCCUAAAGAAACUUGAGUCCCUUAAAACACUGGAGAUUAGCUGCUGUGACAAACUCCAGUUCUUGCCAGAAGAUGGUUUUCCAUCCUCCCUCUCUUUCCUCUGCAUUAAGGAGUGUCCAUUGUUGACACCAAAACUCCACAAUAAGAAUCGAGAAGACUGGUCGAAGAUAGCUCACAUUUCUUGCAUUGAAAUUGAUGAGGAAGUAAUCUCAUGAGUGGGGCUUUCAGCGAGGCCAAUAUUGUAGACUUCUUGGACCACCAGGAAUUGCUUAAGUUUCAAAGUGGGUAGUGCCGAUAUUGAUUUGCAUUUGCCUUCUACUAUGUUAUCGAUCGAUUUUGCAGUCUUCCAAUUCUAAUAUUCAGAACAAGUUUGAAGAUGUAUUGUUGUGGCUUAUAUGUUUAGGAGAAGAAUCUGAAAAGAAUGUGGAGUGAAUUUCUUUUAGUAACUACUUUGAUAUAUUUUGGUGUUAAAUGUAAGCUGGAUGUGACUUGAGAAACUGUUUAUUUUUUUAUUGUGAGUUGGCCAUUGUAUUUAUAUGGCCUUGGCUAAACCAAAACAAAAAAAGAGUGUUAAGUUCAGUGUGAUGAGAUAUAAAUUGAUUUGAGUUUGUCAGGGUUUAAAGGUGUUUUACAAAAGUUGGUUUGAGUGUUUCCAAUUCAUAUUAGAAACUCUAGACUAAUAGUGGAUUUUGAUUGGCAUUUUGCUUGUGGAUGUAAA